AUGAAGCGCCGGAUGGAUGGAAACAAGUGGGUGCUUACGAAAAAGCACACAGAGAUAGGACGUGGCACGUGUUGUACAAAGACAAGACGUUACGAAGCGAAUAUUCUUAUCAAGUGCCAAGGGACUAAACAUGUGGUACAGCUUCUAGACGUUGACAAGCGUGAUGAUAAACUUUACUUGGUACUUGAGUAUAUGAAUCGUGAUCUUGAGGUAUUAAUUGGAGCUGAGAGAGUGUCCCGAUGUUUGACAUCAAUUGCAUACUUGGGUAUAUUACAUUGCGAUCUCAAGCGAAAUAACUUGUUACUAUCAAUGACACAAAGUUGUGCCAAGAUUACUGAUUUUGGUAUGGUUACGUUCAUAACGACACAUGACGAGAAUGGAAAGAUUGAUGAAGAAAAGAUUGCAAAUGAUGAUAAGAAGCAAAAGAGAUCAGUACAUGUUGUGACAAGAGCGUAUCUUGACAUGUUGUCUGUUGGGUGUAUCUUUGCUGAAAUGUUACUUCGACGACCACUAGCGGACGAAUCCUCAGACAUCGAUCAAUUGAGUAAAAUAUUUGCUUUCUCUUGCAUCAUGCCAUUUUAUCUGCGAUUUCAAGAUACAAAUCCAUUACCACUUGUGGAGCAGUUUUCAAUGCUAUCGGCUGCUGGUGUGGAUUUGUUAUCGUAG
Plasmopara halstedii is the source of this 666-nucleotide messenger RNA. RefSeq names its product cmgc cdk protein kinase. Gene Ontology annotation, biological process: protein phosphorylation; intracellular signal transduction. The transcript has 4 exons. Gene Ontology annotation, molecular function: protein serine/threonine kinase activity; ATP binding. The record is from RefSeq and is a predicted model, not a curated record. NCBI's taxonomy places the organism in Eukaryota, Oomycota, Peronosporomycetes, Peronosporales, Peronosporaceae. Bases 1 to 666 code for a protein of 221 amino acids. Gene Ontology annotation, cellular component: cytoplasm; nucleus.